Messenger RNA from Danio rerio (zebrafish), 1216 nucleotides. NCBI's taxonomy places the organism in Eukaryota, Metazoa, Chordata, Actinopteri, Cypriniformes, Danionidae. The record is from RefSeq and is a predicted model, not a curated record.
UCUCGUAAUAAAUGCGGAAAGAUGGCAUAAUUUUAAAAUACCACAACACACUCACAUGACACGAACUAAUAGUUCCUGAAGGGAAGCGUUUCAGUUCAGUUUUCAACGCCCGUUCAUUAUACUGUUGUUCUGCCUAUUGUCAGUCGCAUGCUGUUUGGGCUGGAAGUUACACCGUUCAAAAUGAAAAGCUGCUUCUCUGUGCUUAUUGCUCUCUUCGUAACGAGCUGUUUUUUGCUGGAGGGCUCGAGCCACUUGCUUGGCAGGAAACCAUCAAAAUUAACCAAGGUAUUGGGAUUUUCUUGGCAAAAUUGCGGUAAACCAGAUGAUCCUGCAAACCUGAAGAGUCUUGAUAUUUCUCCAGACCCCAUUCCCAUUCCUGGACGUUUAACUGCAGAUGCAAAGGGCACAACAUCUGUAGAGCUGGCAUCUCCUCUCUCUGUGAACGUGACAGUGGAAAGAGAAGUGGCUGGCAUGUGGGUGAAAAUCCCAUGUCUGGAUGAAAUCGGAAGUUGUCAUUAUCCUAAUGUCUGUGACCUGCUCAAUCAGCUAAUUCCCCCCCCACAGGAUUGUCCCGAGCCUCUGCACACAUAUGGCCUGCCCUGCCACUGCCCAUUCAAAGCUGGCGAUUAUGCUUUGCCUUCAUCAGAAAUCGAUAUACCAGAUGUUGAACUGCCGGGCUGGCUGACCAAUGGCCAUUACAGAGUAGAAGGCAUUUUAGGAAGCACGGGGAAAGAACUGGGAUGCCUUAAAAUCAGCUUCUCACUGCAUUCCUCCAAGAAUUAACGAUAUCAGCCAAAGAUUGUUUUGCUGUCACUGGCUUUGGAUAAGAAGAAACAAAGUGUUUCUUGAUGAAAGGUAGUUUGGUAAUCUAUGGGAGUUUCAUAAGUGAAUGAUUAAUUCUUUAAGCAAAUGUCUUUUUAACUAACGAAGAAUUUCAUUCAAUUGUUUUAAAAUGAUUGAAACGAGCUGUAAAUAUUCUCUAAAAAACCACUGGUCAAAGCUUGGGUACUGGAAAUAUUUAGAUCAUGAGCUGCAGAUUUUUGUUGUGUUACUUGUUUUAAAUUAACUUGUUGUUACUUCAUUUUAACUACUGCUUUAAUUUUCUAUCGUAAUUUAUGUUGUUUGGUACUAAUAAAGUGUCAAUGUGAUGCUUAAGUUUCUUUAAAAGGGAAAUUUCUCUUUUUGGUUCUUAAUAAACAUUUAAACACAAGUUUAA